AUGAUCACCAUUGCUCUGCUGCGGUGCCGAAAUAAGAGAAUGGACGAAUCCAAAAACAUCAGACUUUCCCACAAAGCCUAUUCGUACGCCCAAUCGGCCAAGAGAGCUGCUGCCGUUGGCGUUGCCUCGCGGACUGGCCCGCACCGCACCUACAUCACUUUGACUGCAAACAUCUUUUUUCAAGCUGGAAAAAAGCCAACACGCACCUCACGCACGAAGCUGCAACCCCCACAACCGAACGCCCAGAGACGAUUCGAAUUCACUGAUCUUUCUGUGUUUGGUCAAUCCGCUGCGCCCAGGGCAAAAUCCACUUUGGAAAGCUCCGUUCAGACCAAACCUGCCUACGGCUAG
Colletotrichum lupini is the source of this 351-nucleotide messenger RNA. RefSeq lists its product as uncharacterized. The transcript has 3 exons. Bases 1 to 351 code for a protein of 116 amino acids. The record is from RefSeq and is a predicted model, not a curated record. NCBI's taxonomy places the organism in Eukaryota, Fungi, Ascomycota, Sordariomycetes, Glomerellales, Glomerellaceae.